Molecule: messenger RNA, 1676 nt
Organism: Botrytis byssoidea
Lineage: Eukaryota; Fungi; Ascomycota; Leotiomycetes; Helotiales; Sclerotiniaceae
Exons: 7
Coding region: 1-1635 (544 amino acids)
Biological process (GO): proteolysis
Molecular function (GO): dipeptidyl-peptidase activity; serine-type exopeptidase activity
Source: RefSeq, a predicted model, not a curated record
AUGAAGUGGUCAAUUGUAUCCGCGAUCUCUUUGCUGGCUGCAUUUGCAGCUGCUGAGCACCCGUUUCUUCGCAAAGGGAGGUUGGUGCCACCGAUCGAAGCAGAAGACGAAUUUCCUGUUUCCACCAAUGCAGCUGUUGCAAAUACUACAGGUUCUGCAUUCUUCACCCAGCUUUUGGAUCAUGACAAUCCUUCCAAAGGAACUUUCCAACAAAAGUUUUGGUGGAACUCCGAAUUUUGGGCCGGACCAGGAUCUCCAAUCGUUUUCUUCACUCCUGGUGAAAUUGCUGCCGCAAACUAUGGUGCAUAUUUGACUAAUAUCACCGUUACCGGGCGCUUUGCGCAGGAAGUAAAGGGUGCCGUUGUUAUGGUUGAGCAUCGUUUCUGGGGCGAAUCUUCUCCAUAUGAUAAUCUCACAACAACCAACCUCCAACUCCUCACCUUAAAACAAGCUAUUGCGGAUUUUGUCCACUUUGCCAAGACAGUUGACCUCCCAUUCGACACAAACCAUAGCAGCAAUGCAGCUUCUGCGCCUUGGAUCAAUUCAGGUGGUAGUUAUAGCGGUGCACUCUCUGCUUGGACAGAAGCAACAAGCCCUGGUACAUUCUGGGCAUACCAUGCAUCCAGUGCUCCAGUGCAAGCUAUCGACAACUACUGGCAAUACUUCUACCCUGUCCAAGAUGGCAUGCCAAAGAACUGCAGCAAAGACGUAUCUUUAGUCAUUGACUAUAUGGACAACGUCUUGACCCAUGGUAACAAAAGUGCAGUAACUGCACUGAAAACUAAGUUUGGCUUGGAAUCUGUCAAGCACAAUGACGACUUCAUGGCUGUUCUCGAGAAUGGUCCUUGGUUGUGGCAGUCAAACAGUUUCUCUACAGGCUACUCAGGCUUCUACCAAUUCUGUGACGCAAUUGAGAACGUCACCGCCGGAGCUGCUGUCACUCCAGAUGCGAACGGUGUUGGUCUUGCGACCGCAUUGGAGGGUUAUGCAAAAUGGACCAAAAGCUACAUACCCGGCUACUGUGAGGGCUUUGGCUACGCUGCCAACGACACAUCUUGUCUCGAUACACAUGAUUUCAACAACUUGAUAUUCAGAGACUAUAGUGUUGGAAAUGCAAUUGAUAGACAAUGGAACUGGAUGCUUUGCAACGAGCCAUUUGGUUAUUGGCAAGAUGGAGCGCCCAAGAACAGACCUACAAUUGUCUCCCGUCUCAUCGAUGCGAAUUACUGGCAACGACAAUGCGCUCUGUUCUUCCCCACCGAGGGCAACUAUACAUAUGCCAGUGCUAAGGGUGCAACUGUGGAUCGAGUCAACAAAUACACUAAAGGAUGGGACCUCGAGAAGACCACUCGUCUUAUUUGGACAAAUGGUCAAUAUGACCCAUGGAGAACAUCCGGUGUCAGCUCUCAAUUCAGACCUGGUGGCGAAUUGAAGUCUAAUGCGAGACACCCAGUACAAAUCAUUCCUGGCGGAUUCCAUUGUUCAGAUCUCCGAUUGAAGAACGGACAAGUCAAUGCUGGCGUCCAAAAAGUAAUUGAUAAUGAAGUGGCACAAAUAGUGGCAUGGACAGCAGAGUAUUACAAUCAGACUUCGACUCGCCCAUCAUAUGGAGGAGGACAUAGACGAAGAUAUUAGUACGGCAGUAAUCUACAACCAGGUAGACGGAAGAAAUCUAC